GGGCGGCUGCGCUCUCUCCCUCUCCCCCUCCCUCCCUGCCUCCCUUUCUUUCUUUCUCUCCUUCUCACUCUCUGGUCUUUGCCUCCGCAGCCGGCCGAGGGGGCGGGCCCUGCAGUCUUUGUUGCCCAAGGACCGUGCGCAGCCGCCCGCCGGACCAGAGUUCGGGCCCGGGAACCUAGAGCUGCACGCGGCUCGGGUAUGUCCUGAGCCGGACCCAGGACCCGGCAGCGAGUGGACGGGACGGACGAGAGCGUGCGCGUGGGGUCGCCCAGCGGCCGCCCGGCCCCGGCCAUGCUCGGUGGCCCGAGUCCCCGCAGCCCCACGCCGCUGCUGCGCCCCCUCCUCCUGCUCCUCAGCGCUCUGGCGCCCGGCGCCCACGGAUCCGCACCAGGGCACGCGGCCCAGGGUCGGGCGGCGCUGGACAUCGUGCACCCUGUGCGUGUGGACGCGGGAGGCUCCUUCCUGUCCUACGAGCUGUGGCCCCGUGCGCUGCGGAAGAGGGACGUGUCUGCGCGCCCCACCGCUCCUGCCUUCUACGAGCUGCAGUACCGAGGCCGCGAGCUGCGCUUCAACCUGACCGCCAACCCGCACUUGCUGGCGCCCGGCUUCGUGAGCGAGACGCGGCGGCACGGCGGCCUGGGCCGAGCGCACAUCCGGGCCAGCGCCCCGGCCUGUCAUCUGCUCGGCGAGGUGCAGGACCCCGAGCUCGAGGGCGGCCUGGCGGCCAUCAGUGCCUGCGACGGCCUGAAAGGUGUGUUCCAGCUUUCCAACGAGGACUACUUCAUUGAGCCCCUAGAUGGUGUCCCAGCCCGGACUGGCCGUCCCCAGCCCCACGUGGUGUACAAGCGCCAAGCCCCUGAGAAGCGAGCAGAGCAGGACGACUCCAGGGCUCCAGGCACCUGUGGGGUGGAAGGGUCCCCAGAGCUGGAGUUCCGGCGGGAGCGUUGGGAGCAGCGGCAGCAGUGUCAGCGGCCGAGGCGUCUACAGCAGCGCUCGGUGAGCAGAGAGAAGUGGGUGGAGACCCUGGUGGUGGCCGACCCCAAGAUGGUGGAGUACCACGGGCAGCCCAACGUCGAGAACUACGUGCUGACCAUUAUGAACAUGGUGGCUGGCCUGUUCCAUGACCCCAGCAUCGGGAACCCCAUCCAUAUCACCAUCGUGCGCCUGAUCCUGUUGGAAGAUGAGGAGGAGGACCUAAAGAUCACUCACCAUGCAGACAAUACCCUGCGGAGCUUUUGCAAGUGGCAGAAAAGCAUCAACAUGAAAGGGGACGCUCACCCUCUGCACCAUGACACUGCCAUCCUGCUCACCAGGAAGGACCUGUGUGCGGCCAUGAACCGACCCUGCGAGACCCUGGGCCUGUCCCAUGUGGCGGGCAUGUGCCAGCCGCACCGCAGCUGCAACAUCAAUGAGGACACAGGCCUGCCCCUGGCCUUCACCGUGGCCCAUGAGCUUGGGCACAGUUUUGGCAUUCAGCAUGACGGAAGCGGCAAUGACUGUGAGCCCGUUGGGAAACGGCCUUUCAUCAUGUCUCCACAGCUCCUGUACGACGCUGCGCCUCUCACCUGGUCCCGCUGCAGCCGCCAGUACAUCACCAGGUUCCUCGACCGUGGGUGGGGCCUCUGCCUGGACGACUCUCCCGCCAAGGAUGUCAUCGACUUCCCCUCAGUGCCGCCUGGCGUCCUGUACGAUGUGGGCCACCAGUGUCGCCUCCAGUACGGGGCCUACUCUGCCUUCUGCGAUGACAUGGAUAAUGUCUGCCACACACUCUGGUGCUCUGUGGGGACCACCUGUCACUCCAAGCUGGAUGCAGCUGUGGAUGGUACCAGGUGUGGGGAGAGCAAGUGGUGUCUGAACGGGGAGUGUGUUCCUGUGGGCUUCCGGCCUGAGGCUGUGCACGGCGGCUGGUCUGGCUGGAGCGCCUGGUCCGUCUGCUCGCGGAGCUGCGGCGUGGGUGUGCAGAGUGCUGAGCGGCAGUGCACACAGCCUGCGCCCAAAUACAAGGGCAAAUACUGCGUGGGUGAGCGGAAGCGCUUCCGCCUCUGCAACCUGCAGGCCUGCCCCGCCGGUCGCCCCUCCUUCCGCCAAGUCCAGUGCAGCCACUUUGAUGCUAUGCUCUACAAAGGGCAACUGCACACCUGGGUGCCCGUGGUCAAUGAUGUGAAUCCCUGUGAGCUGCACUGCCGGCCCUCGAACGAGUACUUUGCCGAGAAGCUGCGGGACGCCGUGAUCGACGGCACCCCCUGCUACCAGGGCCAGGCCAGCCGUGACCUCUGCAUCAAUGGCAUCUGCAAGAAUGUGGGCUGCGACUUCGAGAUCGACUCGGGAGCCGUUGAGGACCGCUGCGGCGUGUGCCACGGCAACGGCUCCACCUGCCACACCGUGAGCGGGACCUUCGAGGAGGCUGAGGGCCUGGGGUAUGUGGACGUGGGGCUGAUACCGGCUGGGGCUCGCGAAAUCCGCAUUGAGGAGGUGGCCGAGGCUGCCAACUUCCUGGCCCUGCGUGGCGAGGACCCGGAUAAGUACUUCCUCAACGGCGGGUGGACCAUCCAGUGGAACGGGGACUACCAGGUGGCAGGCACCACCUUCACGUACGCACGCACUGGCAACUGGGAGAACCUCACAUCCCCUGGUCCCACCGACGAGCCUGUCUGGAUCCAGCUUCUGUUCCAGGAGAGCAAUCCCGGGGUGCGCUACGAGUACACCAUCCACAGGGAGGCGGAUGGCCACGGCCACAUCCAGCCGCCCGAAUUCUCCUGGCACUAUGGGCCCUGGACCAAGUGCACAGUCACCUGUGGCACAGGCAUGCAGCGGCAGAGCGUGCACUGCACAGAGCGGCAGGCGGGGCCUGUGGACGAGAGGCACUGUGACCCCCUGGACCGGCCCGACGACCGGCAGAGGAAGUGCAGCGAGGAGCCCUGCCCUGCCCGGUGGUGGGCAGGCGAGUGGCAGCUGUGCUCCCGCUCCUGCGGGCCUGGGGGGUUCUCCCGGCGGGCUGUGCUCUGCAUCCGCAGUGUGGGGCUGGAUGAGCAGAGCGCCCUGGAGCCUCCCGCCUGCGAACACCUACCCCGGCCCCCUGCUGAAACCCCUUGCAACCGUGACGUGCCCUGUCCGGCCACUUGGGCCGUAGGGAACUGGUCUCAGUGUUCAGUGACGUGUGGGCCAGGCACUCAGCACCGAAGCAUCCUCUGCACCAAUGACACCGGUGUCCCCUGCGAUGAGGCCCAGCGGCCAGCAAGCGAGGCUGCCUGCCUUCUGCCACCCUGCCUGCAGGCCGUGGACACGCCGGGCCCUGAAGGCUCAGGCAGUGGCUCUUCCAGCCACGAGCUCUUCAAUGAGGUUGACUUCAUCCCUCGGCGCCCGGCCCCACGCCCUCUGCCCCCCUCACCCCCCGAGCCAGCUGGCAUGGGCAAUGCCAUCGGGGAGGAGGACCCCAAGAUGGGCCUGCCUGGGCCUGUGUUUGUGGAUGACUUCUACUAUGACUACAAUUUCAUUAACUUCCAUGAGGACUUGUCCUACGGAAUCUUCGAGGAGCCUGACACAGACCUGACAGGGGAUUGGAUGCCCCCACCCCUGAGCAGUCCUCCUGAGCCCCCCACGGGCACUCCCGUGCCUGCCACAGAGCCUCCUGGGGCUGAGAAGGAGGGGGCUGUCCCCGGGCCCCGCUGGGCUGGUCACUCCCCUCCCCCGCCCUCGGAGCAGACCCCUGGGAACCCCCAGCUCAAUUUCUUGUCUGAGGAGGAUGCCCCCAUUGGAGCCCCGGACCCUGGCCUCCCCAGCUUACUUUGGCCCCCAACUCCAGUCAGCCUGGAGACGCCCAUGCCCCCUGGCAACCAGACCAGCUUCCCCGGAGGGGAGCACAGCCAGGGCCAGCCACCCCUGCCCCCACCCCAGGGGGAGAGGACCAAUGAGGUUUCCGAGGAUAAUGACGAAGCCACAGGCCACAAAGCACCGUACCUUCCCCAGAAGCCCAGCCCCACGUCGCCCUCUUUGCCCUCCAUCAGCACCACCCACUCUUCAGGUCCCAACAUGGUAGAGCUGUGGACAGGCAAGGUUGUGGCCUGGGACCCAGCCCUGGACAGUGGCCUGGGGCCCCAACCUCCUCCCACAGCCGCUCUGCCAGACACAUGGGGCACGGACAGCCCCCUGGAGCCAGGGAGUCCCACCCUUUCAACCCCGAGAAUGGCUCUACAAGAUCUGCAGACAGGGGCAGUGCCAGGAACUUUCCUUCGGACGGCCCCAACUGGCCUAGGAAACACACCUUGGGUGACUGCCCUUAGCCCAGGACCCUUGGGCCAGCCUGAGUCCCCCAACUCUGAUGAGUCCCCAGGCCCUGUGCUCCUGUCCAUACCAGCUCAGGACAGUCUGGCCAACAGCAGCAGAGCCCCUGCCCCGCUGGUCCCCAGCCCGACUGAGGCGGAGGCCCCUGUGUACCUGCCAGCCGCCAGGAACGCCAGCUGGGAAGUAGGAAACUGGAGCGAGUGCUCCACCACGUGUGGCCUGGGUGCUGUCUGGAGGCCCGUGCGCUGCAGCUCCGGCCGGGAGGAGGACUGCAUCCCCGCUGGCCGGCCCCAGCCUGCCCGCCGCUGCCACCUGCGGCCCUGUGCUGCCUGGCAUACAGGCAACUGGAGCAAGUGCUCCCGCAGUUGUGGCGGGGGUUCUUCCACGCGGGACGUGCAGUGCGUGGACACGCGGGACUUCCGGCCACUGCGGCCCUUCCACUGCCAGCCGGGGCCUGCCAAGCCGCCUGCCCGCCGGCCCUGUGGGGCCCAGCCCUGCCUCAGCUGGUACACCUCUUCCUGGAGGGAGUGUUCUGAGGCCUGCGGCGGGGGCGAGCAGCAGCGUUUGGUCACCUGCCCAGAGCCGGGCCUCUGCGAGGAAGCGCUAAGACCCAACAGCACACGACCCUGCAACACCCACCCCUGCACACAGUGGGUGGUGGGGCCCUGGGGCCAGUGCUCAGCCCCCUGCGGUGGCGGCGUCCAGCGGCGCCUGGUCAAGUGCGUUAAUACCCAGAGUGGGCUGCCCGAGGAAGACAGCGACCAGUGCGGCCACGAGGCCUGGCCCGAGAGCUCCCGGCCUUGUGGCAUCCAGGACUGCGAGCUCACAGAGCUGCCACGCUGUGAGCGCGAUCGCCUGUCGUUUGGUUUCUGCGAGACUCUGCGCCUGCUGGGCCGCUGCCAGCUGCCCACCGUCCGCUCCCAGUGCUGUCGCUCCUGCCCCCUGCCCGGCCACGGCGCCCCCUCCCGUGGCCAUCAGCGGGUCGCCCGCCGCUGACCCACGGCCCAGCCCAGCCAGGAUUCCCAGAUCGACAGACACACAGACCUCAGCGCCCAGCACGGGCCGCGGCGGAGCCCCUGUCCCUCGCGCCCUCAUGGUGCUAACCCGCCCCUGCCAGCGGCAGGCUGGGGACCCCUCCCCUCAGAAAAGGUAUUUUUUUAUUCUAACAGUUUGUGUAACAAUUUAUUAUUAUAUUAUUAUUAUACAUAAACGAGCAUCUACUGUUUUGAAGUGCAGCUUGGCUUCCUCUUGGGCGGGGGGAUUUGAGGUCAGAAACUCCAGCUCUGCCGCAGCAGAGACACCGCCUUUUCAUCUCCACCAGGGGGAGAGGGCGGCUGAGAAGCCCGCAGGACAGGGCCCUGGGGGCAGGAAGGCCCAAAGGGAAGGCCGAGGCCUUGUGAGCUGAGGGCUGCUUCCCAGACAGGUGUGCUCAGGGCCUCGGUGGGUUGGAUGAGGGGUGGUGGGAAGCUUUUCUAGGCACUGGGAGCAGUUUUCAGAGGCCUGGGGGGAUGGUCCCUACUCACCAUCCUUCCACACCCCUUAACUUCAUGCGCCCCACCCGGGGCCUUGGCGAGGAGGCUGGGGAAGGCCUGCCACUAGCUCCAUAAAGUGGCCUGUGCAGGCUCCCUGGCCCUUACCUCUGGCCCUGUGCCUUGGACUUGACCGUUUUACCAUGUCCUCCCAAGUUCUACUCCUGGACAGGGUUCGCCCCCUUCUCCAGAUGGGGAAACACCACUCAUGUUCUGUUCUCGGGUGUCGGCCACUCGCAGAGCGUGAUGGGAACUGGUGGUCCUGGAGCUGAGUGUGGGGGGCAUGAGGGCACUUGCCCUGGGCCCCAUGGCUCCUCGUGGCUUGCUGUGUGUUCUGAGAGUGGGGUGGGGGUUGGGGGGACCCUGAAAAUCACUCCUUGGGGACAGAGACCAAGAAAUAGUAUCAGAGGCUGAAGCAGUUGACAAGUGUCUCCCAGGACAGGACUGGAGUUAGAAAGGUGCUGUCUCUGAUCCCACAUCACACCCUAUUUAGUCAUGAGCACAUUCUACGGGGCUGGAGUGAGUACCCUACUUUGAGAUGAGAAGCCCAAGGCUCUGAGAGGGAGGGGUCUGGCCCAAAGCCAUGCGCCCGGACCGUAGGCCUUGAGCGCCCACCUCCCGCUGUGACUAGGUGGGAAGGUGGCCCUGAGCAGCCCCAGGGUAAGUCUGCACAGAGAGUCCCAGCAGCACUGCACUGUCCGAGGGUGGAGGGGUGUCAGGCUUGCUUCCUGUCUGUGUUUGCAGCAGCCGGCUGGCCCAAGGAGGCCCUGGGGACCCAUGCUCUGAGAAAUGGCUUCCCAGAGCUUUCCAAGGUCACAAGCGCAACCCCUUACAAGGGACAGGAGCAGGGCCCCUGACCCACACAGCCAGCAGGGGCUACCAGUUCCAGCUAUGCCAUUGCUGUUGUGCUGUGACCUCAGGCAUCCACAGCUUCCCCAUCUCCUCCCUGCUCUGUCUGGGAGUCCUCACUGGCUCCCCCCACCGUCGUCACACUGCGGAAAGACACUGGGUCUUAAUCAUUCUCAUGUGUUUUUCCAACAAUAGGGGGUGAGGGGAGUGGUGUCCCCGGUGGCAGCUGGGCCUGAGCUGUCAGCCCAGGCAGGAGGCAAACAACCCAUGACUCAGGCAGAGCUCGUCACAGCUGGUGGGAGGGGGGUGCCCGCCUCCCUGUGGCUGCUUCAGCUCCUGGCUCCCCGCCCACCCAGAGCCCCCAGCCCUCACCUGCAGCCUGGACAUGGUCUCAGGGCCUCCCAGGGCUACCACUGCUGACAAAGGCACACUGUGUCCGUCCCCCCCCCCCCCCAGAGCAGCCAAGAACAGGGACGCAGAGACACCCAGCUGGAAGGUGGAGAGCGCCCCCCCCCAAAAAAGCCUGUCCCACCUCUGAGCCCUGGGGGCUGAGUCUCAUCACAAGUUCUAGCUGCACUUCAAACCAGAACAUUAUACAAAUUAGUAGUUUAUUUUGCCUUUUAGUAUGACAAUUCCAAAAUUUAACCUGAAGGUAAGCACAGAAGCUGCUGUGACAAGAAGGAAAGGGUCACUUGGCAAUGCCCCGAGGCCUCCAGUGCCGCACCCAGCCUCCUGCCUGCGAGGACAGCCCCAGGCAGACCCAGCUGCCCAGCACGCAAGCAGGAAGGCAGCACUGUGCAAAGCGAGGAGGGAUUUGUGCAAUAAUACAAACAUUUAGUUAAACCCAGACUGGCUAUUUGCCUGGAAUACUUCCUAUAUCGAUAUAAUGUAGUUGAAACCAGGAUUGUUCCCAGCAAUCAACAGUCUUGGCUGCUGCCGGACCGCUGUCAGCAUGACUGCAAGUAGCCCACGGCUACCUGGGGUACGAAGUGGGCCCCCACACACAAAAGGGGACGUCAGUGACGGUCCAGCUAGAGGCCAGAGACUGCACAGAGGUGAAGCGCAUUCCAGAGGCUCAGGUUUACAUAAAUACAUAUGAGGGAGUCGUGCACACAGAAGAAUUUGUUAUAUAAAAUAGACGUACAUAAUCUAGAAAACUUUGAUAAAAAUAGCCUAUAAAAAAAUAAACUGUAGUGAAAAUAUACAAAAGUAAAAAGUAUUAACAAAUGUUCAACCCAUAAAAAACAAAAACCCACCAAGAGGAAAGCUGGAGGUGCCCACCUGGUGUGAUGAGGGCGGCUCCCCUUGGGCAUGGAGUGUGCAUCUGGGAAGCAGGCUGUGGGCUGCAAGGCCCACCUUGCAGGGGCCCCGGGCUGAGGCAGCCCCUGUCAGAGGGCCCCCGACGGGCGCACGAAGGGUACCGAGCAGCUCGUUCCUCAGCGGCACAAGGGGAGGGGGAGCAAGCCCUACGGUUCUAGAGGAAGGAGUGGGCUCCAUCCUAUUCCCCCGAGUGGAGUAGGGCCAAGCAUUCCCGCCCCCUGGACACCCAGUGCUUCAUUCCAGAGGAGACCCUCCAGGAAAGCGUUCCUGGCCCCUUUCCUCCCCCAUCUCUCCACUCACCCUUGCCAGCUGCCUGGUCACUGAUAGUAAUCGCCUGGGUAACACCCCACCACCACUCAGGGAAUGGCCACACACUGGGCUCUAGCCAUACACGGCAGGCUCCUGGGCCCAAUUCAGGUGCGUUUAAGGCGGUUCUGUUCCUAUGGGCAGCCGUUCAGCCCCCAGGACGUGGCAGUCCCAGGGGGAAAAUCAACUUGGGAACUAAAGUCUCAAGGAAGAUGGAGCUGAUCUGUGGGACCCCAGCUCCACUCUUCCUGCACCUCCUGGGCUACUGUCCCCUAGGCUGACGGCAGCUGUGGGAGGUGGGCUGCAGCCCAGUGGUCCUGCGGGGGUCUGCGCAUAGAAGUGAGGCUGCAACAUCUGCCUUGGAGCGACCCAACUCCCAAGGCAGCUUCCUCCUGACAACCUCAGACAGCUACUCCCAGAGACCAAAACAAUGAGAAAACACAUUUCUGAUAUUCGAAAAGAGACUAAAGCUUUUGGCUACAUAUAGAGGCCAACUCCCUCUAUACAGUGAAAAACCCAAUUAACCAGCUUAACCAAACAGAAAAGCUAAGCUCAAUCCUUACUAUGCUAACUGCUAGAAGACCGACACUUAAGAACCAUGCUCUGAAAAAGGCACUUCUUCAGAUUACACUGUUUCAAUAGUCUACGCAUGUUUAAUAUCAGCUAAGGAUUAUUUCCAAGUUUUUCCAGGUAGUGUAAAAACAAACAAACAAAAAAACCCAUUUAAAAUCGUUUCUUUCCUAUUCUUUCCUAUUGAGUAAUACUGUCCAGGAAUCGUGCUCUCACACAUCAGGCUGGUCCACAGAGUGAUUAAGCAAGAACAACCUCCACUGCACAAAGCCCCUGCCAGGCCUUCAGAAAGGUGGUGCUCAAAGUCCCAGCACUACCUGGGCAGCCUGACUUGCUGGGGACAACAGGCGCCCCACAGGGGAGGGCUGCCUUGCCUCAGGGAGGGGAGGACAGCUGCCGAGAACAGGAUGCUUCUGUGUGGUGGUGGGAAGGGGACACGUCCGGGAGGGCUCUGCAAAGCUCUGACCCCAAGCAAAGUCUUCCCAGCUGCAGGUCCUGGCAGUGGCCUCCCUGCCACCCUGGCCUGGCGGAGACACUGAGCACGGGCUCUUCCCGAGGAAGCCGUGGGGUCCAGCAGUCCAGCAGCGUUCACACUGCCACUGUACCACUGCCCUGCAGAGCGCCCCCAGAGAAGCUUCCUCCCUCAGCCAAGCCUGGCAGGGGUCGGGGUGGGGGGGUAGGGGGCUGCUUUGUAGGCUCAUGACCCACAGGUUCCUUGGAAUCCCAUCCACAUGUGAAGAAGGAGCCAAGAGUCAACACUCAGAUGGAAAGGGGAGCUUUGCACAGAGCCUCGUGGCCCGUGUGGGCGGAGUGAGUUGCGGGGUGGGGGUGUCUGGAGGCUGUGCAUGAGAGGGGAAACGCUGCGCCAGAAACGGGGGCAUGGCUGGCCGUGUGGAGCCGCCAGCAGAAAGAAGGCCUGUGGACAGAAUUUCCACAGGCUGCUUCGGCACACGGGAUGUGCUUGCUUUCCUAAGGUUUUUUCCCACCAACCUUUAUGCCACCGGAAGCAGUCAGACUCUGGCUCAGGAGUGUCUGAAGUGCAGUGGGCAUCCUCCCUGGCAGCCAUUCAAAAAACACCCACGGCCGCCCACCAGGUACAGGACACCAAGGGGGAGAUGGCCGAGGUAAGGUUUUCUAAGCAAGACACAGCAACACAGCCGACAGAUGCUGUAAACAGACUCUUGGAAGCAGCUGACUGUAAGCUGGUGAUGACCCACCAGGCAGAAAGCAGGGCAAUGCGAGCGCCAGAGGCCGCGGCGUGGGGAUGGCUGUAAACAGACGAGCCCCCACCCCGAGUGGGAAUGAGAAAGUGCAGUGUGGCUCUGACAUCUGCCCAGCAGACGUCCAGAGACCACGGAUGUGACAUUCGGGCUUUGAAACGAGCAGACACGUCCCCGCUAUUCACCUUUUUGGCACACUUUGGUUGUGAAGGCAAGAAGAGCAGCGUCGGGGUGGGUGGGGGUUGGGUGGCGCUCAGGUGUCCUCUUCCUCGUCGCUGACCAGCUCGCCCUUGUCAGGGCUGGUGUCCCGUUCACGCAGGAAGUCCUCCCGAAUGGCCUCCAGCUCUGUCAGCUCCAGCCGGACCUUCUCCAAGUGGUAGGCACGCCGGUUCCGGAUCUGGCGCAGGGGGAAUGGGUUCAGGUCCCCAAAGGAGAUGCUGAUCAGCUUCCUGGCAAGACACAGACGGAGCACGUCAGGGAGGCUCAGGCAGUGCUCACCCUCAGCCCUCAUUUCAGCCCAGAGGCCUGAGGGCACGGGGAGUCCAGCUCGGAGGGCUGUGCUCUUGCAGGGGCAGGCUCACGUGGUGGCCUGAAUCCAGACACCAGCUCCACCAGGCACUUCCUGUGUGACACAGAGCAGGUGAAGUGCCCUCUUUACAGCCUCCAAUUCCAUAUCUGUACAUCGCAUAAUUAAUGGGUUCCUUGGGUUGCUACCGUGGGCACUAGGACGGUGUCUGGCACUUGCUCAGUGACGGUGGGGGCCACAUGCCUCUGACUCUUUGGAACCAGCAGGAAGCCUUGCGCAGGGUGUGCUUGGGAAGACUUGCCAAGCUGAUGGCUGGGGAGUGAACGGAUGCACGAUGCCUGGGCAAGCCUGGGGGUAACUGGCAGACCAGUCAGUGGCGUGGCAAGAUGCAGUCUAUGGAGAAAAGGGUGGUUUAUGGGUUUUGUACUUCCCCCAGAUCAAGGCACCCAGCUACAAUAAACAUUUAAAAAUCAUGGUAAUUUGCCCCUAACCACUGGCCAAUGGUUUAAUAAAAACAGGGCUAAAACGUGCCCUGAGGCGUGGCAAUGGCUUCCAGCUGUCUCGGGCCACUGCAGAAGCCAGCUCCUCCAGCACUAAGCAGCAGGGAAGGAAGGCCCUAUACACUUACAAACCCCAGGAGAAGCUGUGAUGAAACAGAAAUGUCACAGGACUUCCUCCUGCCUCUGUCAGAAAACAAACAUUUGCUCCUGCUACUCCUCAGUCACUCGGGCUGCUUUACCAUGAUGCAUACAUAAGAAAGGUCACACGCCCUUGGCAUUCCUUCCUCUCAUGCUUUUAACCACCCUCUCCUCGGGCCUCACUCCAAGCCAGGGGGUGCUCCUGCAAGAAGGGAAAGGGCCAGAAAGGCUGGCUUUAAGGCCCGGCUCCCCGGAGCAUGUUCUAGAACUCGUGAGUGAGAGAGGCUGGAGCCCAGCCAUCACUCAGCGUGGGUCUCUGUGAAAAACAACACUGGCCGGGGACUGGGAACCGGGCCGUAAGACCAGCCCCUUUUCUCCGACAGCCGUCAGUCACAGGCUCCGUAUACCUGGGAUGGAGGUGCCCCAGGCCCUUCUCUGCUGCAGAAAGCACCGAAUCAAACUGAUACCGGUCACUGCCGAUUGAGGCCUAUCAGCGCAGGCUGGGCAGCACGGGAGAUGACACACCGCCUCUGCCUGGGCCUGGAAGGUCCAGUCUAGAGAUGAGAAAGUGCCCUGUGCCCGCCAAGUUCAGAAGAUGACGCUCAGCACGUGAAAGGUGCCUCGAAGUCUUGAUUCACAGAUUGGUCUAAGCUUUUCUCACCCACACCCCUGACCACAUCUGACUCAGAAUGCCCUACCUCCUCCUUGGCAGAACCAAUCCAUGGAGGCAGGAUCAAUGUUCCUUGGAGCCGCUGGUCUGGGGAACUUACUAAAAUACUGGGCCCCAGUCCAGAGGGAGGGCCAGAGCACCUGCAGUGCUAAGGACACCCCAGGUGAUGCUGCUGCAUCCGGAAGCUCCAGGCCUUGUUGGACCUUGACUUCUGGCGGCAGAGACAGAAACGCUGCAUGAGAGCCUCUCACCAGGUGGCGCUGCAGGAUCGCAAGACAGAAGGCAGCCCUGCCCUGCCGGCCACGGAGCCGCCUGCCAUGCUGACAAUGACACCCGCACAAAACUGCCAGGGGCCCAGCAGGAUGCCCUCCCUCCCAGGCGUUAGCUGUCAGAGUCAAGUUUACUUAAGACCAUUCUUGUCAUGUGACCUGAUGUAAGAUGAAGAAAACGCUCUCAAGGCUCACCCCAGACUCAGUCUUUCACAGGCAAACGGUGUUCUUAGAUAUACUAUUGUUGCUGACAUAGCAAUAAGCCUGAAAACCUCUUAAAAAUCCACUUCCCAAGUAAAAGAUCCUAACAACAGUGACAACUUUCGAGGAAGCUGGGUACAGCCUCAGCCCCCAUCUCCUCCCGACGUCCACGUCCCUGGUCCCCGUGGCCUCACUCAAGAGAACUAGAGUGUGGUUUUCCAGCCCGGUCCUCCAUCCCCUCUCUGGCCCUGCACACUCUCCUGCCCCAAGACCCCCGCAGCAACGGUGCCCUGCAGCUCCCAGCUACAACGCUCCAGGAUGUGUGCCCUAGGUUAUGAGAUAAAAUAUUCUUAUUAUGGGUGGCAGUCCACAGAGUUUGAGAAACAUGAAUAAGCUCCAAAUGCCUCUCAGUGAAAGGACUCCCGUGGUUUUCACAAGGUGCCCAGCCUGAUGCGGGGGUCCACUCCCAUGCAGGAGAGGCAGCUCAGCCCCAGGGCACAGCCAAGGUUAAGGUGGCCUCAGCGCCUCGGGCGGAGGGCGCUGCACCGCCUAGUCAGCAGCAGGGCCACAGAAAUCCCCUCGGAGAACACGGCCUCGGCCACCAGGGCCAGAGCAGCCGCCACCAGUGGUCCAGGGCCUGUACGGACAAUGAGGGUGGCCCAGAACAGGCAGUAACUGUGCUGGGGACCAAGGGGGCCAAGCGACCCCUGAACCCUUGGUUAUCAGGGCCAGAAAGCCGGGGGCCUCCCAAGUUCAAACUUCUCCUCCACUCUCUUCAGUCUGCCCCCUUUGCUACCUCCGGGGCAUCGCUCUCCAGGCUACCCCCUCUCUCGCCUGCACCCCCUGGUCUUCCACCGCCAGUCCUGCUCCCACCUGACAGGCCCAUCUCCUGUCUCACCCUGCAGGGACUUCCCAACCUCUCAGGAUGAAGCACAAGGCCCUGGGCAUUGUCCACAAGGCCUGAACAGUCCAGCUCUGUUCCCUCCCAGCCUUCAGCCUCGCCACAUUGGCCCCACCCUGGCCACGCCACCCCUGCGGUUCCCCAAACACGCUGUGCUCCCACCCUCUGCACAUGGUGCCACGUCUUGCCGCCCCUUCCCAGCCGGGUGCACCCAGCUUCCUCCUGCAUUGACCCCUUCCCUGGGCUUCCUCUGCCACAGCUGAGCAAAUCAGACCGUCACACUGCCCCCCAAGUUCAAUGACAGGGCCUGCGCCUCAGUGCCUGGCAGGGGGCCUACGCAUCGUCGACAGUAAGUGCUUGUAGACAGAUGAGAAUGUUACUCUGGUUGCUGGGACCCCUGUUUGCUGGAUGAAGAAUAAAAGCAUCUUUCACCUUAGUUCCUCCUGAAUCUUUGGAGGCCACCAGCCGUUCCCACUCCUCUCCCCUUUCUCCCUGGAAGGAGGCGCCCUCGCUCACUGCUGCAUGUCUGGGAAGGCUCUGGCUUUAUGAUGGCAGGGACAGGCUCGAGGAGGCAAGGGUCAGGAUUCCUGCCUCCCUGAGGUCUGGGGAUUCCAAGGGCUCACCUAGCAUCCAGGAUGGUGCGCGUGAAGUACCGGAGAUACUUGAAUAUGGACAUGGAAUCUUGCAAUUUCAGGAUCUCCUCUUCCUUGUACUUAAAAAGUGCCAGGGCAAAGCGGAAGAUAACCUGUGCAAAGGACGGAGGAGCCUGUGAGGAGAGAAGCAGCGCGGCCGCAGGUGCCAGCUCUGGGGGUGGACAGGCCUCCCUGGGGCCCUGGGAGUGGCCCCUCGCAGCAGACACCUGACCUGAUACACAGCUUCUGCUGAUGCGAAUCUUAAUAGAAAACCAUUUUCAACAACACUUCAACCCAAACCAAAAAUUCCCCUAAGGACUAGAAUCUUUGUGGAAUCCUUCCACAUUCAGCUCACACUUCCAGUCAACAAGCUAUAAAGAACUGCAAAUAAUUUUAAAAAUCAAAAUUAAGGGUCCUUGGAUUCUGAAGCUCUUAGAGAGCCCUACCUCCAGGGGAAGUUUUUAUCUCAACUACUGAAACUGGGCUCAGAAUGACUGACUUCUGAAUAUGGUGACGAAGUCAAAUUUUUGUUUUACUGAUUCUUGGGUAGGGGGGCACCACUUUCAGGCUAGAGGGACUGGACGCCUGGGGGGCCCCACAAGUUCAAGCAGCUUUGGGACAAACCGCUUUGUCCAACAUCUGAGGGCACAGGCUGGCCUGUACCAGCCUGCACUUCCUCUUAUCUAGAAAGCAAUAUCUACAGAGUUUAAGUAAGUUGUCUUUCUCUUAACAUCCCUACUUAGGCCCCAAUAGGAAACACUGUUUAAGCCCUAGUUGAGAACUCUUUUUAAUAAUGACAGACUAGAUUUACAAAUUAAAACAGACUGUGUUGGGCAGAGUAUGGGGAGAUACACGCACUCAAACUUUGGGUGGGAGCAGGAACUGGUGGGGCCCUUCUGCAGCGCAAUUUGGCACAUUCUCGAUGAAAACCACAGGGUCCUUGGGUUCUGGGUUUACCCUGGACCCAGCACUCCCACUUCUAGGACUACACCUACAGAUACACUUGCACAUGUGUAAGAGACAAUUAUAAGGAGUCACUGCAGGAGUUCUUGUCGUGGCUCAGUGGUAACAAACUCGACUAGGAUCCAUGAGGAUGCAGGUUUGAUCCCUGACCUUGCUCAGUGGGUUAAGGAUCCCAUCUUGCUGUGGCUGUGGUCUAGGCCGGGGGCUGCAGCUCCAAUUCCAUCCCUAGCCUGGGAACCUCCAUAUGCCGCAGGUGCAGCCCUAAAAA
Messenger RNA from Sus scrofa (pig), 15143 nucleotides. It is a transcript of the gene ADAMTS7, whose product is annotated as ADAM metallopeptidase with thrombospondin type 1 motif 7. The record is from RefSeq and is a predicted model, not a curated record. Gene Ontology annotation, molecular function: metalloendopeptidase activity. Lineage: Eukaryota; Metazoa; Chordata; Mammalia; Artiodactyla; Suidae. Gene Ontology annotation, cellular component: extracellular matrix. Gene Ontology annotation, biological process: proteolysis; extracellular matrix organization.